AAAUGUAGUGGCACUUUUGCAAAACUAAAAACUUAAGACGGUUUUUGUCAAACUAAAUACACAAAUAAUAAACAUUUUUACAUUUUCAGGCACAUGCUCCCUAAUUUAAUGAUUUCCGCGUUUACCAGGAUUUUGAUGUACCUUGUACGUUGGCUUUACUUUUAUCGAUCCAGCUUACAGAAGUUUCCUUGCUCCCAUAGUAACAUUAAUUCAAUAUUGUGAUGUGAUGCAAUCAACUUCGUCAUUAAAUAAAUUGCAAAGUAUGGUUAAUAACGAAAAUAUAAUUUUUCAAUCUAGUGUCGUGAAUUAAGUCAAAGUAUGGCAAUUAGAAUCCUGUCAACUUUAAUUUAGAAAGUUUUCCACUAAUCCGAGUAAAUUCCGCACGUUUCGUUAUUAGUAUUAACUUAUUCUUAAAUCAUAGUUAAAGCAAUGGAACUAAUAAAGGAUUCAUGUACUGGCAAAAAGUCCAAAUACACAUCAAUGCAAGUCGAAUUGGCUAAAAGCAAUGGAUUUCGACCAUAUAUUGUCAACCCUGGACGGUCUCGUUACACUGGUUAUUGGAAAGCAAAUAAACCCCACGGUUUCGGAGCUCGCCACAGCUUCAAUGGAGUUAUUUAUGAUGGACAAUGGGAACGCGGUCUGAGGCAUGGUCAAGGUGCUUUACGAAAGCUUAUGCCCGACAAUACCUACAAGCGUAUUUAUGUUGGUCAAUGGAAAUAUGGUCAAAAGUGCGGCGAGGGUGUACAAUAUUAUAAAAAUGGAGUUUAUUUCGGUCGUUGGAAAGCUAACAAACGCGAUGGCUUAGGAAUGAUGAUUUAUAGUGAUGGGUCCCAAUACGUAGGAGAAUGGAAAAACGAUCUUUGGCAUGGCGCAGGAGUCUUAUUUCAAGAAAAUGGAAAUCGCUACGAAGGUUAUUUCGCGAAGGGACAAAAGCAUGGAGAAGGUAUAUUUUAUCAUUUGCGUACUGGCCAACGACAGAAAGGGAUCUGGCAAAACAAUAACUGUCAAGUAUCAAUUAUGUUGGAUUGUUCCCGCAAUCAAGCUAAUCGGCCCACUCCUUACCCAAUGCCAAAAAGUGAGUUAGACAAACCGGAUGAACUCAUCUACGAAUUAUUCAGAGAAUUCUUCCCCGAAGAAAAUAAUGCUGAAGUUAACUUCGCGAUUCGUCCAUGUUCGGAACUAGCAUCUGAAAUGAGAAAGUAAG
Molecule: messenger RNA, 1204 nt
Organism: Hermetia illucens (black soldier fly)
Lineage: Eukaryota; Metazoa; Arthropoda; Insecta; Diptera; Stratiomyidae
Product: MORN repeat-containing protein 3
Exons: 4
Coding region: 430-1203 (257 amino acids)
Source: RefSeq, a predicted model, not a curated record